Paramecium primaurelia is the source of this 858-nucleotide messenger RNA. The record is from the annotation of a GenBank genome assembly. NCBI's taxonomy places the organism in Eukaryota, Ciliophora, Oligohymenophorea, Peniculida, Parameciidae.
AUGUAAAGAAAAAAUAUUUCUUUAUAAUUAAAUCCAAAUGAAGUUUAUUAAUUACCACUAAGGAAAUUGUCUUUAUUGGAACUACUUUAAAAUAAAUUGAUUAAAAAUAAAUAACUUAGAUCUAUUGAAUAAGAUCAAUCAGAAUAAAUAAUUACAAAGAAAUAAUUAAAAGCUCCAUUAAGAAAUAAAAGUUGCGAAUGUUCGUGUUGUGGAUUAUGGUAAAUAAAAUUAAUAGACAAAGAAUAAAUAAAUCAAAUUAAUCAGUAAGUAGAGAUAAAGAGAAAAAAGAGAUUAAGAAAAAUAUUUGUAAAUAGUGUAAAAAUGAUCAUUUAAGUUAAUCGUUUUUCUUAAUGUGGAUUAGAAUACUUUGUAAAUAGAUUAAAAAGGAAAAUGUAAAGAGUUAAAUCAUUACAUAAAAUUGAAAAUAAGUAAAUCUUAUUCAUUAAAUGUAAUACUUAUUUUAUCUUAGCUCAUUAUCAUAUUGAUUUGGGAAAUAUGAUAAUUGAUCAAUCUCCUUAAAAUAAUACUAAUGAAACUUAGAAAACAAAAUAAAAAUCAAAGAAAAUUCAUUUAAGAUUAAAUAAAAGAAUAGAAAAUAAAUGGUAGAAUAAUAAAUAAAGUGAUCAUUUUGAUUUAUCAAAGUACACUAUUAGAAGUAGAUCAAAUAAUACCAUUAAUUAAUAUAUCUAAUAAAAAUUGACUCAUAUUAAUUACUUACCUCCAAUAUCUCUACCUUAAACAGCUAGAUCUAAUAUAAGUGAGAAUAAAUAAUUAGGUUAAUUAUCACCUUAUAGUCGAUUCUCUUAACCAAUAAGAUUUAUUGCGAGAUCAGUUUCAACAAAUAAAAGAAGAUAAUGA